CUAUAUACUUGCUACCCUUCCCUCUAGGCAAUAAACUCUACCUUCCCCGAAAACCCUGGAAGAAGCAGCUUCGACUUCCAUUCUACCCUGUGUCAAUCGGAGGACUGUCCGUCGGCUACAUUGAAGUUGAACACAAGUGAUUGACGACAGCCGAACUUGCGAUACGUCUUGAAGACAAGAAUGGAGAAACUAGCUUUGAUGAAGGACAUCUUUAGCAAAUAUUUGGAGCAGAUCAGGGGAGUCCCACCCUUGGGGCCGCCUGAUGAGACAGAGAAUCCAACCCAAUCUUCACCUGCUUCGGUUCCCUUCGAGGAGAUGGCUAAAUAUCACUACCCGCUCUACUUUGAUCCCGACCAGGAUGCAGCUUCUUUCCCACGGACACUUUGCGAAGCCCGCGUCUCCAACGGACAUAGCCUUCUCAGUGCGUUAAAGGUUGACACAGAGAAUCCAACCCAAUCUUCACCUCCUUCGUUUUCUCACAACUAUCCAUAUAACUACCCAUCCCACUUUGAUUCCAAGCAGCAUGCAGCUUCUUUCCCAUGGAUGUCUUCGGAAGACCACCUCUCCAACGGACAUAGCCUUCUCAGCGCGUACAAGGUGACCUCGCCCUAUAGAUAUGGCUUCCCUUCAUCAUUUCUCUCGGAACUUGCCUUCAAUUCUGGCGCGACACCAUCUAUCUCACUACUGCAGCCCUCAACACCGUCUAUGUGCAUCAACGUAAGGGAUUUCAUAAUGCUUUCACCGUUCGCAGCAUCCCCUUCAAGCAAGAAGCGUAAACGCCUACAGUCUGACUUGUAGGUGUCCUCAGCCUCUCACUUGUACACGGGGUCUUCGAGCGGUGCACCACGGUCGUGAUCCGAAUCCUCCCAUCACGAAGACGACGAAUCGGAUUCUGGUUCGGUCUAUUGUCCUAGUCCUGUUAGGAGCAGGUUGUGUAGUGCAGCGGGAGAAGCUAGGUCUGGAGUCGAAGGUCAAAAGCUGUAGCAUUAUAAAUAGUAUGUGAUACAUACCUGGAGUCGUCGACCUUUGAAAUCCAGUAUUGGUG
Molecule: messenger RNA, 1045 nt
Organism: Guyanagaster necrorhizus
Lineage: Eukaryota; Fungi; Basidiomycota; Agaricomycetes; Agaricales; Physalacriaceae
Exons: 1
Coding region: 181-798 (205 amino acids)
Source: RefSeq, a predicted model, not a curated record